This is a messenger RNA of Paralichthys olivaceus (Japanese flounder), 1290 nucleotides long. NCBI's taxonomy places the organism in Eukaryota, Metazoa, Chordata, Actinopteri, Pleuronectiformes, Paralichthyidae. The record is from RefSeq and is a predicted model, not a curated record.
AGCUCUUUGACCAUAUAAGGAGAGCUGUUUCUUUAUAUGGAGGGAAGUAGUUCCGGUGCUCGUCUCCAGGAACACGUCAGCUGCUGAUAUCACUGCGCACAGGAUCUAUCAAACCCGCGACUCGGUCGUUGUGAGCGGGUUCGAACGUGUAGAUGACGUCACUGUAGCGUUUGCCACCGAGUUUGACGUCAGACACCGGCAGACUGACAACUGUGCGUGAAGUGCGGGGAGCUAUAUUCCACCGCGGACUGACACCCCCGGGCGCUGCUCGUCAUUUCCUUAUGUGGAGCGGAGUGAUCUGGGGGCCGGGCCUCAGUGCACCGAACACAACUUUUAAACUUUAUUUCGUUUCAUGGACGAACGUUUCCCGCCGCUGGGUCCGGUGGCGUUCGGUCGUUCGGCCUGAACCGUCGAUGAUUCCCGGACUUGACGAGCUUGACUCGUUGCUGAAGUAACGGCUAUCUGGUUAGCUGCUAGCCGGCAGCUAGCGGUGCUGUUAGCUGCCUCUGCCCGGGCUGCAGCUCCCAGACCCCGGCGGGACGGUUCGUGUUCACACCGAGAGGACGUGUCCGGGGGGGGGGGACAUAAAGUGGACUGCUGGCGGGUAGCGGCGCAGGAAUGGGCACCAGAACCGGACCCGGACUCACGGGGAGCACGACUGGGACCAACUCAGCCUCUGACACCGGGGGGGGGCGGUUCGAGGAGAGAGAGAUCAGCACCGAGGUGAUUUACAGCGGCUCCGACCAGGACUCCGAGUCCGGGGACGAGGAGGACACACCGGGUUCAGGAGGGGACAGGAGAGGGGUGAAGAGGGAGAGGAGCGAGAGGGAGGUCGGCCGUCAGGCAGUGCCCACCUCCGGCGGACAGAGCGGGGGUUACGUCGGGGUCAGUCCCGGGGUGCCAGGGGCCAAACCCGGCAAGAAAACCAGAGGAAGAGUCAAGAUCAAGAUGGAGUUCAUCGACAACAAACUGAGGAGGUACACGACCUUCAGCAAGAGGAAGACCGGCAUCAUGAAGAAGGCGUACGAGUUGUCCACGUUAACCGGGACUCAGGUGUUGCUGCUGGUCGCCAGUGAGACAGGUCACGUGUACACGUUUGCCACCAGGAAGCUGCAGCCGAUGAUCACCUCGGAGACGGGCAAAGCUCUGAUCCAGACCUGCCUCAACUCUCCGGACUCCCCCCCUCGCUCCGACCCCUCCUCUGACCAGAGGAUGAGCGCCACGGGCUUCGAGGAGACCGACCUCACCUACCAGGUCCCUGAGGGGGAGGGGUGCACAGAGGUUGCCAAG